GGCGGCUGUGGAGUCGCGGCCGUGGGGCGCGGGCGGCGGAGAGCGCGGCGGCCGUCAUGACGGAGGGCACGUGUCUGCGGCGUCGAGGGGGACCCUGUAAGACAGAGCCCGCCACCGACCUCCGCCGCUGGCGGCUCAGCAAUGAGAAGGGGAGGCAGGUGUGGACGUAUUUUCAAGAAGAGGAAGACCCUGGACGAGAGCAGACUGGGCUGGAAGCGCACUUACUGGGACUGGACACCGGGAGUUACUUUAAGGAUUUGCCCAAAGCCCACACGGCCUUCGAGGGGGCUCUGAAUGGGAUGACGUUUUACAUGGGGCUGCAGGCCGAGGACGGGCACUGGGCGGGUGAUUACGGUGGCCCGCUUUUCCUCUUGCCAGGCCUCCUGAUCGCAUGCCAUGUGGCGCGCAUCCAUCUGCCGGCUGGAUAUAGAGAAGAGAUGGUACGGUACCUGCGGUCGGUACAGCUUCCUGACGGCGGCUGGGGCCUGCACGUUGAGGACAAGUCCACAGUGUUUGGGACUGCGCUCAACUAUGUGUCUCUGAGGAUUCUGGGUGUUGGGCCUGAUGAUCCUGACUUGGUACGAGCCCGGAACAUUCUUCAUAAGAAAGGUGGUGCUGUGGGUGUGCCAUCCUGGGGGAAGUUCUGGCUGGCUGUUCUGAACGUUUACAGCUGGGAAGGCCUCAACACCCUGUUCCCAGAGAUGUGGCUGUUUCCUGAUUGGGCACCUGCACAUCCCUCCACGCUCUGGUGCCACUGUCGGCAGGUUUACCUGCCCAUGAGCUACUGCUAUGCCAUCCGGCUGAGCGCUGAGGAGGACCCGCUGGUCCAGAGCCUCCGCCAGGAGCUCUACGUGGAGGACUAUGCCAGCAUCGACUGGCGGGCACACAGGAACAGCGUGGCCCCUGACGAGCUGUACACGCCACACAGCUGGCUGCUCCGCAUGGUGUAUGUGAUCCUCAACCUGUACGAGUGCCACCACAGUGCCAGCCUGCGGCAGCGGGCCGUCCAGAAGCUGUACGAGCACAUUGCGGCUGACGACCGCUUCACCAAGUGCAUCAGCAUUGGCCCGAUCUCAAAGACCAUCAACAUGCUCGUGCGCUGGUAUGUGGACGGGCCAGCCUCCCCUGUUUUUCAGGAGCACGUCUCUAGGAUUUGUGAUUACCUCUGGCUGGGCCUUGAUGGUAUGAAAAUGCAGGGCACCAACGGCUCCCAGGUCUGGGACACGGCAUUUGCCAUCCAGGCGAUGCUGGAGGCAGGUGCACAACAUCGGCCCGAGUUUUCGUCCUGCCUGCAGAAGGCACAUGAGUUUCUCCGUAUCUCACAGAUCCCAGACAGCCCCCCCAACUACCAGAAGUACUACCGCCAGAUGAACAAGGGUGGCUUCCCCUUCAGCACGGUGGAUUGUGGCUGGAUCGUUGCUGACUGCACAGCUGAGGCCUUGAAGUCCAUCCUUCUCCUGCAGGAAGAGUGUUCCUGUGUCACCAGGCAUGUCCCAGGAGAGCAGCUCUUCGAUGCUGUUGCUGUGUUGCUGAACAUGAGAAAUCCUGAUGGAGGGUUUGCCACCUACGAGACCAAGCGUGGGGGACGCUUGCUGGAGCUGCUGAACCCCUCGGAGGUCUUCGGGGACAUCAUGAUCGACUACACGUAUGUGGAGUGCACCUCGGCCGUGAUGCAGGCACUGAAAGUUUUCCACAAGCACUUUCCGGACCACAGGCCCGAGGAGAUCAGGGAGACCCUUGAGCAGGGACUGGAGUUCUGUCGGCAGCAGCAGAGGGCUGACGGCUCCUGGGAAGGCUCCUGGGGGGUGUGCUUCACCUACGGCAUGUGGUUUGGGCUGGAAGCUUUUGCCUGCAUGGGGCAGACCUAUCAAGAUGGGGCUGCCUGUGUGGAGAUCUCCCGGGCCUGCGACUUCCUGCUGUCCCGGCAGAUGGAGGACGGAGGCUGGGGGGAGGACUUCGAAUCCUGUGAGCAGCGGCGUUAUGUGCAGAGUGCCCAGUCCCAGAUCCACAACACGUGCUGGGCCCUAAUGGGGCUGAUGGCUGUCAGGCAUCCUGGAGUAGCAGCCCUGGAGAGAGGGGUCAGGAGUCUGCUUAGGAAACAGCUCCCCAACGGCGACUGGCCCCAGGACAACAUGAACGGGGUCUUCAACAAGUCCUGUGCCAUCCACUACACGAGCUACAGGAACGUCUUCCCCAUCUGGGUCCUUGGCCGCUUCUCUCGCCUGUACCCUGAGAGUGGCCUCGCUGGCCACCCUUGAGAGCACACCUGUGAGCACCUGGCUGGGGGCGGUGGCAGGCACAGGCGUCCAGUGGGGCUGCUGAGCGGCAGCCGUCAUGCAAGUUCCAGGCAAGGUCAGGCAUCUCGGCUGGGCCACAGGAGCUCCCCAUUGCCCUACCCAGCAGUCCAGUGCCCCUCGCUGUCCACUUUCACAGGAGUGAGGCCUCGGACCCAGCCUGCGACAGGGGUGGGGUUGGUGGCUUUAGACACUUGAUUUUCAGCUUAGGGUUAAUUCUGAGGCUAGCUCGUUGGGCUCAGGUGAGGAAAGGAAGAUGAUGAAGAGACACUGGAGAAGGUGUGGUGUGUGUCCUCACCGUGGGCGCUGGGCUGGCAAGGCUUUCUUGACCAGUAACUGAGUUCUGGGGAGAGGAGCAGUUGGGCCUCGUCUGUGUCCUGCCUAGUGCUGGUUCUGGGCUGGGCUUGCCCCCAGGCCAGCUCUUCCUGUGUUUUCUGUCUGUUGGGCUGGGCAACAUGACAGCUUCCCUGAAGAGCCUGGUGGGGAGAGGCUGGGCUUCGCUGUUCACCUGGCCACCCAGGGCUCGGCAAGGAACGGGGACCAGACUUGCUCACUGUCCUGUGUCUGCACAGAGGGGAGCUAGACAUGGCACUCCAACCCUGCCCCAGAGCUCGAGCUUGCCCACGCUGCCUCACAGUUCAGCCAGUUGUGGGGCGCCAGCAUCCCUGUCUCCUGAGUUUAUAGUCAUCUUGUCGUGACAGAAAUGCAUGUGGGAGGCCAAGCAUAACAAAGGAUGAGGGGUUCUUAGCAGUUCAGUGGUUACCACUGUGGGGCACUGCUGUGUGCUUGUCACUCACUGGCCACUGCAGCCAGCUAGGCAGGUGUGACGCCCCAGGGCACCCUCACAGCUGCGCUGACCCUCAUGCCCUAGUCUGUGAUCUCACCUCAAGUGAGGGCCAGAUUUCUGGGGUGAUACCUCUUGGGUGGUAAACCUCUGAAUUCCCCUCUGGCUUCUAAAAUUGUCUGGCUUGAUGUGCACGAUCUUUGGGCUCAGGAGGGAAAAUCCAGGUUCUGUAUUUGCCUUUGACCCACGAGGACGAGUGGCUCACGUGCUCAGGGCUCCCCUGGGAGUGUGGCUGUGAGGAGUCACCAGGAGCUUUGAUGAGAAGAAAAGCCAGGCCUGGCCUUGCUCCUGGACCCCCACCCUGCUUCUCACCCACCCUGGAGCCCCCUCCAAUGGCUGUUCUUUGUCACCUCCUGGACUGGCAGCAGCCCCUGGCUGACCUUCCUCACUCAGACAGCCAGAGGGACGCCUUGAUGCCCUUCUGCUCCGUCAUUCCCUGCCCAGACCCUUCAGGGCCUACACUGAGGCUUUGCACCAUGGGGCCUCCUGGGUGCUGUCCCUGACUCUGCCUGGGGCUUGCCUGCUUCGGGGCCUUUGCCUGAGCUGUUCCUCCACUGACCUCCUGUCCCAGGGUAGUGCUGCCGUCCGCUCUGAGCCCUGCAUUGCCAGGUCACGUGUACACACAGGCAGGCCCCCAGCUCCACUGACUGCCACGCUCUGUGGCAUGUAGCGGGUGUUCAGUGGGUACCUGUUGAACGUCAGCACUUUUCCCCAGACGUUUUUAAACUGGGCUUAUUUUGGCUAAAGGAACCGUAUUGGGAUCCCUUUGAAGUCUGCCGGUUUGCUCUCACACUUCUCUUGGCCACGUGCUCCCCCAGCUGGGGCAGCAGCAGCACAGAUGGUGAUUUACCAUGUCUGCUCCUUGCAAUGGCCACUUCCCCUGGAAGGCCUCCAGGCAUGACCAGAUCACUGGACAAAACGUAAAUUUUCCAGAAAAAAAAUGAAAAUUUGCUUUUAUACUGCAAAUGACAUUAGAAGUCACAUAUUUGACCAGCUACCUAGUAAACAGAUGGUUGAUUCCGUUAGGCAAAAGCGUGGCCCGCCUGUGUUGUCUUAUCCUGGGAUCAGUCUUGGAUCUGGGGUUUUCUGGGACUGUCACUUGGACACCAUGUUGGACGCUGGACCUCACCUCCUCAGUUUCAGGGAACUAGAGUAACUACUUGAAGAUAAGCAGGAUGCAUCUCUAGUUAUUUCAGGGGAAAAUAUUUGCCUCAACCUGGUUAAAAAUCACGUUCUCUAUCCUGGGUGAAAAUUGAAAUUAUUUUACUUCUGGUUAUUGUGAACAGAUUUUGAAUAUUAUGAGAAAUUUUCUUUGGAGCUGUAUUAGGUUUUCUGUAUUCACCAUGAUGUGAACUUCAGACCUGACCCUUUGAGGAAUUCUCUAACUGGAAAUGCUUAACUCACAGUGGAAACGUAUCUCUAAGAAAAUACUUUUCCUUACUGAACGUAAUCAAUAUUGCUAAAUAGGUUUAAAUUUUAUUUAGGCAUUAAAAAUGUUUUAAAAUUAAA
This is a messenger RNA of Diceros bicornis minor, 4647 nucleotides long. It is a transcript of the gene LSS, whose product is annotated as lanosterol synthase. The transcript has 22 exons. The record is from RefSeq and is a predicted model, not a curated record. Gene Ontology annotation, biological process: triterpenoid biosynthetic process; cholesterol biosynthetic process. Bases 57 to 2258 code for a protein of 733 amino acids. Gene Ontology annotation, molecular function: lanosterol synthase activity. Gene Ontology annotation, cellular component: lipid droplet. Lineage: Eukaryota; Metazoa; Chordata; Mammalia; Perissodactyla; Rhinocerotidae.